AUGCAGUCACGUGGUAAAAGAUUAGUAAGCGCCGCUUUACAAAAUCUAAAGCUUAGAUCUGAUAUUGAAGAUCAGAUUCCGUCCACUAGUGGUCUACAAAACUGGUCGCCACAAAUUCUAGUAUCAGAAUCAGAUUUUGAUUCAGACGAUUCAGUAGCCGAUAAAGAUUAUAAGCCACCAAAAAACCACAAAACGUACAUUAUUGCCGCUCAAUGCUCAAAACAAUCAGUGGUUAAAAACUUAAAUAUGAGAGGUCAUAAUGAAAACUAUGAACGACGUGAAGCCAAUAUUUUAUUGGAUGAUUCUAGCUCCGAAUCAGACGUCAUUCCAUGUUCUCAACCGUGUUUGGAAAAAACGAUUCCAGAAUCUUCAGAUGAAUCUACAAAAGAUGAACUUACAAAAAAAGGGACAGUAAGAAAGCGCAAAAGAUAUGAUGUUAAUCUUAAAGAACGAAAGAAAAUUAAAAGAGAAGAAACAAUAUAUACCAAAUAUUUUGUGAAACCCGGAUGCCAAGAGAACAUUUGUAAAAAAAAAUGUUCAACGAAAUUCUCAGAGGAUUACCGCAAAAUUAUUAAACGUAAUUUCUUGAAAAUGUCUCGGUCGGAACAAAAACACUUUUUUUUUAGCUAA
This is a messenger RNA of Parnassius apollo (apollo), 630 nucleotides long. Lineage: Eukaryota; Metazoa; Arthropoda; Insecta; Lepidoptera; Papilionidae. The record is from the annotation of a GenBank genome assembly.